AUGAGAUUGGCAAAGGCAUGUUCAAUAUGCCGUGAACGGCGCCGGAAAUGUGACAUUCGGAGGCCCGGUCUGGCUUGCACAUACUGUUCGGCUCGAAAGUUGACAUGUACGCGAGCGGAGUCAUCGGUAGCCAAGGCUCCGGAGUCUGUGUCAGACAAAUCAACUCCAGUUUCUAGGAGUGAUGCUCUAUUGGAAUCCGAAAGUUGUACUCUGCCAGAACAACCUCUCUGCAGGGAUCUGGUGCAGCUCUAUUUCGACUAUGUGCAUGAUAAAUUCCAUUCACUGUUUCAUCGGCCAAGUCUGGUGGAAGACAUGCUCCGAGGUCAGGCACCCAAAAUCUUGAUCUAUGGCAUGUUGGCACUCUCGGCCCGCUUUUCAACGCACCCGUUCUUUGCCGACAUAGACCCCCGAGAAAGGGGGAGGGGGUUUGCCAAGCGAUGUGAAGAGCUGCUAGACCUUAAUAACGUCUCUGUGACAACAAUUCAAGCCUGCGUCUUGCUGGGCGCAAUUGGCGUGGUUGACGGUAAGCCGGCCUCGGAGACAAUAUACUACGCAGUUGCAUGCCGCAUUGCCCAGCUUCUCGAUUUACCAAAUUGCCAGGCCGCGAAUCGGGUUGAACAGGAGAUUUAUAUCAGAGUAUGGUGGACCCUCUGUAUGAUAGACGUCUGGUCCUCAACGGGAGUUCGACUCCCACGUCUACUUACCCCAAAGCCAAACACCCCCCUCCCGAUGAAUGAAACAACAUUCCUACAAAUGAACCGUGAGCAAGGCUUCACGGUAGAAGUCGAAACCGACCGCGCCUCAUCGCUCCUCGCACAAAUGGUCCUUCUAAACCGAAUCCUCUGCGAAAUCAAUGACUUCAACAUUGAAGCCGCAGAAACUUCCCUAACUACAACCUACAUAAUGACCAGAAUCUCCGAUCUCUCUGCAAAGCUCGACCGCUGGCUCGCCGAACUACCGGUGCACAUGCACGAUACACGCGCAAAUCUCGUCUCUUUCGCAUCCGACGGCCUGGGCCAGCUCUUCGUAACCCUCUACCUAGGCUACUACCACUACGGCCAAAUGCUCUUCUAUCGAUUCCUCCACGAAGAUUUACGCAGUUAUGUACCGCGCACACACUUCUACGCCAACAAAUGUAAAGACCAUGCCGUCCUGCUGUGCGAAAUGAUCUACAGUUCAGAGGAGGUCCCCGGGUGCGACGUGCUGUACAAUAUGGUAGGACAUGUUCUAGUGAUUGCCUCGACUGUCCAGAUCCACACCUUGCUUUUCGGGGUUGAUAAUGAGGGUAUUGCGCACGCAAGGCGGAGACUGGAGAGGAAUUUCUGUAUCCUUACUCGGUUGCGUGGUCUCUGGCCCACGCUGGAUGUUUGCAUGGAGCGUCUGCAGGCUUUUCAUCGAGCUUGUAGGCGCUCUGUUGAUACUAGCUUUUGUAUGGAUGGGUGGAUGGUGAGGUUUUUGGUCGAGUUUGGUCAUCCGGUUAGUGAGAGGGAGGGGAAUGGGGUUGAAGAGAGGCCUUGGACAUUAGAAGAGAUUGGAAUUUCAUAA
Penicillium salamii is the source of this 1545-nucleotide messenger RNA. Lineage: Eukaryota; Fungi; Ascomycota; Eurotiomycetes; Eurotiales; Aspergillaceae. The record is from the annotation of a GenBank genome assembly.